GUGCAUAUGCCUAUUCGCUCUUUCUGUCAGCACAGCACUCCUGAAUUGGAAGGUGCCACACUUAUAGGUGAGGGUGGUGGACCAAGGUUGAAACCUGCAAAUAACAGAAAAGUAAAAGGGGCACGGAUAGGCACGGUUAGACGACUAAUCCCUUGUCUGUCCACAAAGGAUGGAGAACGCACACGCAAAGGGCCCGGCGGAAUGCCUGGCCUACUUCGGAGUGAAUGAGAACAUUGGUCUUACUCCCGACCAGUUCAAGAAGAACCUGGACAAGUAUGGCUACAAUGAGCUGCCUGCUGAGGAGGGUAAGACCAUCUGGGAGCUGGUGAUUGAGCAGUUUGAGGACCUGCUUGUCAGGAUCCUGCUGCUCGCUGCCUGCAUCUCCUUCGUUCUGGCCUGGUUUGAGGAGGGUGAGGAGACUGUCACUGCCUUUGUGGAGCCUUUUGUCAUCCUUCUUAUCCUCAUUGCCAACGCUAUUGUCGGAGUGUGGCAGGAGCGCAAUGCUGAAAGUGCCAUCGAGGCUCUUAAGGAGUACGAGCCUGAGAUGGGCAAGGUUUACCGUUCUGACAGAAAGCGUGUUCAGAUGAUCAAGGCCAGAGAAAUCGUCCCUGGAGACAUUGUGGAGGUGUCCGUUGGUGACAAAGUCCCCGCUGACAUCAGGAUUGUUUCCAUCAAGUCCACCACCCUGCGUGUUGACCAGUCCAUCCUUACUGGUGAGUCCGUGAGUGUGAUCAAGCACAAUGAGGCCGUCCCCGACCUCAGAGCUGUGAACCAGGACAAGAAGAACAUGCUGUUCUCUGGCACCAACAUCGCUGCAGGUAAGGCCAUCGGUGUUGCUGUGGCCACCGGAGUCGCUACCGAGAUUGGCAAGAUCCGUGACCAGAUGGCCGCUACCGAACAAGAGAAGACUCCUCUGCAGGCCAAGCUCGACGAGUUUGGCGAGCAGCUGUCCAAGGUCAUCUCCCUGAUCUGUGUUGCCGUCUGGGCCAUCAACAUCGGCCACUUCAAUGACCCCGUCCACGGUGGCUCAUGGAUUCGCGGUGCCGUCUACUACUUCAAGAUCGCCGUCGCUCUGGCCGUGGCCGCCAUCCCCGAGGGUCUGCCCGCUGUCAUCACCACCUGCCUGGCCCUGGGUACUCGUCGUAUGGCCAAGAAGAACGCCAUUGUCAGAAGCCUGCCCUCUGUGGAGACCCUGGGCUGCACCUCCGUCAUCUGCUCUGACAAAACCGGUACCCUCACCACCAACCAGAUGUGUGUGACCAAGAUGUUUGUUGUCAAGGACGUUGAUGGCGACCACGUUGAGCUUGAUGCUUUUGACAUCUCCGGAUCCAAGUACACCCCCGAGGGCGAGGUCUCCCAGGGAGGAGCCAAGACCAACUGCAGUGCCUACGACGGACUCGUUGAGCUGGCCACCAUCUGCGCCCUGUGCAAUGACUCCUCUCUGGACUACAACGAGUCCAAGAAGAUCUAUGAGAAGGUCGGUGAGGCCACUGAGACCGCUCUGUGCUGCCUGGUGGAGAAGAUGAAUGUGUUCAACACCAACGUGAAGAACCUGUCCAGAAUUGAGAGAGCCAAUACCUGCUGUGCUGUCAUCAAACAGCUCAUGAGGAAGAACUUCACUCUGGAGUUCUCUCGUGACAGGAAGUCCAUGUCCGUGUACUGCACACCCUCUAAGGGAGACGGUGGCGCCAAGAUGUUUGUCAAGGUCGGUCCUGAUCGUUUGUCAGGUCACACGUGCGUGCUCUCUGACUGGGCCGUUAUUCAACAUAUCGCUUGCUCUUUACAGGGUGCCCCCGAGGGUGUGAUUGACAGGUGCGCAUAUGUGCGUGUGGGCACCACCCGCAUCCCACUGACCAACGCCAUCAAGGAGAAAAUCAUGGCUGUGAUCAGGGACUGGGGUACCGGCCGCGACACCCUGCGUUGUCUGGCCCUGGCCACCCGUGACUCCCCGCUGAAGCCCGCCGAGAUGAACCUUGAAGACUCAACCAAGUUCGGUGAUUAUGAGACUGACCUGACCUUCGUUGGCUGCGUGGGUAUGCUGGAUCCCCCUCGUAAGGAGGUCACUGGCUCCAUUGAGCUGUGCAGAGAAGCCGGAAUCCGCGUCAUCAUGAUCACCGGCGACAACAAGGGAACUGCCAUUGCUAUCUGCCGUCGUAUUGGCAUCUUCACUGAGGAUGAGGAUGUGUCCGGAAAAGCCUACACUGGACGUGAGUUCGACGACCUGCCCCUUCACGAACAGGCCGAGGCCGUGCGCCGGGCUUGCUGCUUUGCCCGUGUGGAGCCAGCUCACAAGUCCAAGAUUGUGGAGUACCUGCAGGGUUUCGAUGACAUUACUGCUAUGACUGGUGAUGGUGUGAACGAUGCCCCUGCCCUGAAGAAGGCCGAGAUCGGCAUCGCCAUGGGCUCUGGCACUGCCGUUGCCAAGUCUGCCUCUGAGAUGGUCCUGGCUGACGACAACUUCUCUUCCAUUGUGGCUGCCGUUGAGGAGGGCAGAGCUAUCUACAACAACAUGAAGCAGUUCAUCCGCUACCUCAUCUCCUCCAACGUCGGUGAGGUCGUCUGUAUCUUCCUGACUGCUGCCCUGGGUCUGCCCGAGGCUCUGAUCCCCGUCCAGCUGCUGUGGGUCAACCUGGUGACUGACGGUCUGCCUGCUACUGCUCUGGGCUUCAACCCCCCUGACCUUGACAUCAUGGGCAAGCCCCCACGUUCCCCCAAGGAGCCUCUGAUCUCUGGCUGGCUGUUCUUCAGAUACAUGGCUAUUGGUGGAUACGUUGGUGCCGCCACUGUUGCUGGCGCUGCUUGGUGGUUCAUGUACGAUGUCACCGGUCCUCAGGUCACAUAUUACCAGCUGUCCCACUUCAUGCAGUGCCAUGAUGAGAACGAGGACUUUGCUGGCCUGGAAUGUGAGAUCUUUGAGGCUUCCGCUCCCAUGACCAUGGCCUUGUCUGUGCUGGUCACCAUUGAGAUGUGCAAUGCCCUCAACAGCUUGUCAGAGAACCAGUCUCUGAUCCGUAUGCCCCCAUGGAGCAACUUCUGGCUGCUUUCUGCCAUGACCCUUUCCAUGUCUCUGCACUUCUUGAUCAUCUAUGUUGACCCCCUGCCCAUGAUCUUCAAGUUGACCCACUUGAACACAGAACAAUGGAUGGUGGUCCUGAAACUUUCCUUCCCUGUCAUUCUCAUUGAUGAGGUGCUGAAGUUUGUGGCCCGCAACUACGUUGAGAAGUAAAUUGGGUCAGCCCACCACCAAAUAGCCUGUAACUAAAUCAAGGAGGCGUAGAAAUAAAAUAGAGAUGUAGAAGAAGUCCGUAAAGGUCGAGGAGAGAGAGAGAGAGAGAGGAAGAUCACAGCCCAAGAGGGGAGCCGUUGUGAGCCAACCAAUAAAAGAGAGAAGAAACACAGGAAAACAU
This is a messenger RNA of Cynoglossus semilaevis (tongue sole), 3407 nucleotides long. It is a transcript of the gene atp2a1l, whose product is annotated as ATPase sarcoplasmic/endoplasmic reticulum Ca2+ transporting 1, like. The record is from RefSeq and is a predicted model, not a curated record. Gene Ontology annotation, cellular component: membrane. The transcript is spliced from 23 exons. NCBI's taxonomy places the organism in Eukaryota, Metazoa, Chordata, Actinopteri, Pleuronectiformes, Cynoglossidae. Gene Ontology annotation, biological process: calcium ion transport. Gene Ontology annotation, molecular function: ATP binding; ATP hydrolysis activity; P-type calcium transporter activity. The coding region runs from base 170 to 3226 and encodes 1018 amino acids.